Molecule: messenger RNA, 1461 nt
Organism: Lotus japonicus
Lineage: Eukaryota; Viridiplantae; Streptophyta; Magnoliopsida; Fabales; Fabaceae
Exons: 12
Coding region: 1-1461 (486 amino acids)
Source: RefSeq, a predicted model, not a curated record
AUGGCUGCAGAUAAUGUAUUCCAGACAAAAUUUUUGCCAGUUCCUCCAUAUCUGCAGUCAUUCCAAAAGGUGGAAGGUAAUCCAACAGAGUACUUAAGCUCAGAUAGCACUUGCAAAUCUGACGAGGACACUGAACUACAAUCAGAGUGGUUUACUACAGAAUUCUUAAAUGAUAUUACAUGCUCAGAAAUACCAAAUCACAAAAUUAUAUUGAAGGAAGGUGCUCCGAUAACGCUAUUGAGAAAUAUAGAUCAAGCAACCGGUUUAUGCAUUGGAACGCGGCUAAUAGUGGCUGAUCUUGGAACAAAUGUUAUAAAGGCCACUGUAAUAACAGGAACCAACAUUGGAGAAGACAUUUCCAUUCCAAGAAUGGACAUGGUUCCAUCUGUCUCAGUGUCAUUUGCUUUAGGUAAUUCUGAUCCUGAGAAGUUGAAGGAAUCAGCACAAGCACAUCAACGUCUCUCACCUAAUGAUAUUCAAAAACGUCAAAAGGAAAUCAAGGAAUUAUUUGAGAAAAUGAGGAUGCCAUCAGAUGCUGAGUUGAUGAAAGUUGCCAUAAGUGACUUGAAUAAUGUGUCUACUUCUUUGGAAGAUAGGCACCGUGCUUUGCAGGAGCUUGGUGAGUCAAUAGAUAAUGCAAAUGACGAUGAGAGAGGAGUGGAUGGCUUGCCAACUGAAGGUCUAGAAAUUACACAUUUUAAUCUGGAAGGUGCUCGCUACAUGAUUUACACACCAUCAGAUCCACUUUUUUUUGUCGCUUUGAAGGAUGAGAAAUGGAUAUUGCAAAUUGCUGAUGAUGUAAGUAAGCUAUCACCAACGACAAAAGGACCGGGAUCUGACUCCCCUUGCGGGAAAGCUAGCAAAAAUAAUCCAAUUGUACAGCAACAGGUGUUGGAACUCGGAGUACUCUCGAGGUUGAUUAUUAUGGUAAAAUCUGAUUCCACAGAAGAAGCGAAUAAAGCAUUAUAUACUGUUUCAGCUUUGAUUCUGAAUAACUUAGCUAGUCAGGCAUUGUUCUAUGCUGAAGCUGGAGGUUCAAUGCUUCAGGAUAUUUUGAGGAAUGCUAGUGUUGAUGUCAGACUACGGAGGAAGGCCGUGCUUCUAUUGGCUGAUCUAGCAGAGUAUCAAUUAGAACAUGUUGAAGAAGAGGAACCACCAUUUUUUAAUGACCAGGAUCUUUUGAAGUCUGUGGUUGAUUUAACUAAAUCAACCGAACUUGAUCUUCAGGAAAAGGCUCUUGUCGCGAUUAAGAGUCUCUUGCAGCUUAGGACCACUGAAGCUCGGGUUUUCAAGGACUUCUGUGCUUUAGGUGAUGCACUGAGUAGAAUGAGACAAUUGUUGCAUGAUUUAAUGGCGAAUGAGUAUCAGAGAGACUAUUUAAUGGAUGUGGAAAAUCUUCGGAUUGAAGUUGAACAUAUCUUAGGCUAUGGUGAUGACCUUGUAUCAUUAUCUAGUUUUUAG